Molecule: messenger RNA, 8127 nt
Organism: Melanotaenia boesemani (Boeseman's rainbowfish)
Lineage: Eukaryota; Metazoa; Chordata; Actinopteri; Atheriniformes; Melanotaeniidae
Product: growth factor receptor-bound protein 10-like
Exons: 13
Coding region: 1214-2503 (429 amino acids)
Biological process (GO): insulin receptor signaling pathway; negative regulation of insulin receptor signaling pathway; negative regulation of Wnt signaling pathway
Molecular function (GO): insulin receptor binding
Source: RefSeq, a predicted model, not a curated record
UUAAAAUACCUAUUUAGAAAUACUGUGUGCUUGAGGUCACCUUUUAUUUAGAAAACUCACUUCCUGCUUGCAGCAAUAUGUGCCCACAGCAUGAUACUCCCACCACAGUGCUGUGUAGUUGUGGCUGUGCAGUAUAAUGGUGUUUCAUUAGACAUGAAGACACUUCUCCCAAGUCCUCAUAUAAAUUAUUGUCUGUUGUUUGAGGAAACUCCUCUCCUUGUGAAAUGAGACUGCUUGGUCCCAUGUUGUUUAUGAACAAGACCCAUGAAUAUCCACCGUAAAUCUCCCCCAAGGUCUUGGCCAAUUUCUUUUGAUGUCAAGUAAACAGGAAAUAAGUUUGAAUAUCUUAUGGUUGGCCUUAAAAUACAUCCACGGGGUCCCCAAUUGACUUAAAUGACCUCAGUGAGUCUAUCAGAAGCUUCCAUAGCCAUGACCUAAUUUUCUGGAAUUUUCCACCCUGUUUAAAGACACAGUCAGCUUAGUGAUGCAAACUUCUAACUCACUGAAGAUAUAGGUUAUAAUGUGCUAAGGUGAAAGUGCAAUGAUCUGCCUUUAAACAAAGAAUUACUUUGUGCCAUGCAUGAAGAAACUGUGCCGUAUUAUUUUCUAAAAUGUAUAGUUGCCCAGCACUUGUUUAAUAAAAGAAUAAAAAAAAAAAAAGGUUUUAAUGACUUGAAUCCUGUGUAGACUCCUGACUUCAGCUGCAGCCUGGGUGUUUAAUGCCUAAUCCGUGACUGGAAAUAAUGAUGUAAAGGUUUUUUCACACUUAAUCUGUCCUUCUUGGAACAACUAGGUGCAUUGGGAUACCUGGUGAGAGUUUUUGUAAAUGAAAUAUUAUACUGUGCACUCAAGAUGUUAAUGUUGAGAGUGCUCUGUCAGUUUAUUCGUUCUGUUUGUAGUUUUUACAGGAUUUCUGGGUAUAAAGUGAUCUUGGGAAGUCUUCUCCAUGAUAAGAAGUGUUGGCAAUGUCCUCCAAAGGAAUAGUUUUAAGUGUUGAUCUACUGUAGCAAUGUCAUGAAAGUUAAUUUAAGAAUAAAGCUUUCAAGUCACAUUUUCUCUAUUUCGGACUACUACCCCCACCUCUUUUGUUUGAAGUCAGCUGAUGUACUUCUGCACGCGAUGGUCUGCUGACCUUCCUGCAAUCAGACAAGGUGCAUGAACGUGUCUGUAUGUGGCCAAAGCUGACAGCGUAAGCAAGUAUAUUCCAGCACAGAUGAUAGUGAAGGUGUGGAGCGAAGAUGGGGCCGGCAAAGUGGUGGAGAUCCCUGUGGACAUGACGGCGAGGGAUGUGUGUCAGUUGCUGGUGUACAAGAGCCACUGUCUGGAUGACAAUGCCUGGGCUCUGGUGGAGCACCACCCCAUCCUUGGCCUCGAGAGAUGUCUGGAGGACCACGAGCUGGUGGUUCAGGUUCAGGCCUCCAUGAGCAGCGAAAGUAAAUUCCUCUUCAGGAAGAACUAUGCCAAAUAUGAAUUCUUCAGGAACCCCCUGAACUUUUUCCCAGAACAGAUGGUGGCUUGGUGUCAGGAGUCUGAUGGCUCAAUCCCUCCGUCACAGCUCUUACAGAACUUUCUGAACCCGAGCAGCUGUCCAGAAAUCCAGGGCUAUCUUUAUGUAAAGGAGCCUGGACGCAAGUCCUGGAAGAAGCUCUACAUGUUCCUGCGACGUUCUGGCCUCUAUUACUCGACUAAAGGAACAUCCAAGGAACCCAGACACCUGCAGCUGCUGUCUGAUCUGGAAGACAGUAACAUCUUCACCAUCAUCACAGGCAGAAAACUUCACAACGCUCCUACAGACUACCAGUUUUGCAUCAGGCCCAGCAAAGUGAGGAGUGACUGUAAAGAGUUAAAGAUGCUGUGUGCAGAGGACGAACAGAGCAGGACCUGCUGGAUGACUGCCUUCAGACUGCUCAAAUACGGGAUAGUCCUGUAUCAGAACUACAACGUGCCCCAGCAGAGGAAGUCUGCAGUCUCGCCUUUCUCUGCACCUGUGCGGAGUGUAUCCGAGAACUCCCUGGUUGCCAUGGACUUCUCGGGACGGACCGGACGCGUCAUCGACAACCCUGUCGAGGCCCAGAGCGCCGCCCUGGAGGAGGGACAGACCUGGAGGAAAAGAAGCCAGCGUAUGAAUGUCCUGGGCAGCCCCAGCCCCCUGCAUCCAUCCUCUCUGAGCACAGUGAUCCAUAGGACGCAGGUUUGGUUCCAUGGUCGCAUCAUGAGAGAGGAAGCCCAUAAAAUGAUCAUGCAGCAAGGCCAAGUAGAUGGAUUGUUCCUGUUGCGGGACAGCCAGAGUAAUCCCAAGGCAUUCGUGCUCACUUUGUGCCACCACCAGAAGAUCAAGCACUUCCAGAUCCUACCGUGCGAGGAAGACGGUCAGGUGUUCUUCAGCCUUGAUGAUGGUGCCACCAAGUUCACAGACCUGAUCCACCUGGUGGAGUUCUACCAGCUCAACAGAGGAGUGCUGCCCUGCAAGCUCAAACACCCCUGUACCGCUGUGGCCUUGUGACACUCCCCCCCACCUCCCCCCAUCCAACACCACCACCCCAUUUUUUGCACACCUCCCACCCCGAGAUCCCCCCACCCCUCCUUGCUCUCAUGCACCCUUCCCUCACCGACACGAUGAGGUUGAGGAGAUAAGUAACGCCAUGUUUCGAGGAUGUGACCAACUCAGCAGCCAGCCAUGGGAGGUUUGAUGUCCCCAGUGCGCCGUGCUUUUCUCCACCUUAUCGCUGUUUUGGUGUUUAAAUGAGAACCAUUAGGACAGUCCAAGUGUUGCAGAUUGUGAGCUCAGCAUUUGCUCAACUCAUGAUGUUGUCCUUGAGAUUCGGUUGAUUUGUCAUUGCCUUUCUGAUCAUGGAGAAACAUUUUAUGUUCUGAAAACAAUGGACUGCUGUAGGAACAUCUUUACAGCAGGUGUGCAGGUCUUUUUGAUGGAUCCCUCUGUGCCCAUGGUUCUUCAUACCCAUCAGUCCCCCCACCCCCAUCUUCCAGGCCUGAUAAGCUGUGGUGCCCGCCCCACCCUCGCCUAUGAGGCGGGCAGGGGGCGCCACCCUCUGACUUCCUCAUUGAUCAUCAGGGAUGGACGGGAACCUCUCUGGGUCCUAUCAAACUUGAUCCAGGAGUUUCUUAACCUGUGCAGUCCAGUCUGGAUAAGCUGACACCCUGUCCCUCCCUCCAACAACUUAGCCGGCUCGACGUGAUGUCUCUGCCACGUCCUGGCCGACAGUCGCUUAGUGUAACCCCGAUUACUCCUCCACACAAGCUCAGAGAACAUUUUGGGAGAGAGGAAAGAAUAACUAAAGGCAAGAUGAGCAAAGCAGUGGCGAGGGUUUGCUGAAAGGACAGAGGAAUGUUUAUCAGGAAGGCCGUAACAAGCCUCUCUUGUAGAGUUGAUUACUUGAUGUCAUUUUAUUGCUGUUUUAUUACUGUUGAUUCAAUGCAGAACUAGUUUUGCACUCCUGGGCGGACAGACGACAGCUCUUUAGCUACAUGAAGCUGCCUCCUCUUCCUCCUUCAGUCUGUCUGAAUAGCAUGCAAGUGAAUACCCACCAGCGCUGAUUGGAUUACGGUAUGGAAGCACAGAGUAACAGCUGAGUAUGCAGUGCUUUUCAGAAAGGUUUAGAAACGUAUUGUAUUUCUGUGUAGCUCGUACUAACAAGGCUACGCUACCCCAAAUAUUAAGGUAUGUGCUUUGAACCACAUGCAGCACCUGAAAAAUUGUGAGGAAGAGGAGGAAGACUGUGUGAUAGACUCCUGAAAAGUGUGUCCACCCACAAGCUUCUACCUUUUCAGUUAUUGUUUUUUUAAUGGAAAGGGUUAUAUUUGUUGGUGAAUUUGUCUUUGAAUGUUUUUCUUUCCUAAGUCUGAUCUGAGUUCAGUGCUUGCACAUUUAAUCAUUCUGAUUUUGGGUUGGAGCUGUCAAGUUCGGAUUCUGACCACUGUUCCCUCGUACAAAGCAACAAAAGCACUCUCAUAACUUUUCUUUUUUUGUUUUGUUUUAUUUUAAUUUUAAAUAUAAAAUUUGAACAAAUGACUUGAAAUGUGAGCUCAGUUGACGGUGCAUAAACAGUCAACUGAGGCUUCACUUGCCUUAAGUGAAAAUUGUGAGCCUUGUGUAUGAAAUUGAAGAAACUAUCUUAAAAUGCACAUAGUUGCAUAUUUGGGAUUUUAACGUGAUGGAAAAACAUCAAGGGUGAAUAUGUGAACCAUUAUGUUUGAAGGAUGGUGCAAGAUUUUGGGAAAUAAUUUUAUUUGCUUUCUUAUACCACUUUUUAUAGGUGUAUCUGUAUGCUAAAUAUGAAGCUACCAAAUUUAGAUUUAAAGGAAUGAUUUAAUUCUAGAUUAAUGGGUUAAAAUGGUAAGAUAAAUUAUUAAAUUAAUGGGGAAAAAAGCCAUGCCAUUUUUUUUUCUUCUAACAAGUUUAUUUAUCCAAGAAUUUCCAGUUUUUGUUAACUCCUUUAAUCAUGGAAUUUUCUUUUUUUUUCUUUUUUUCUUUCCCUUCACCUCCUUUUCUUGAAUCUGUAAUUUUCUUGGUUAUUUUAGGCCUAAUAAACAAACGUAAUCUGACCUAGCUACGCUUCGCUAAUUUAAGCAAUGCAAACUUAAUGCCAGUGUUUCCCAAACGUUUUCUGCAGGGCCCCCCUUUCAUCCACAACAACAAUGUCAAGCCCCCCCUCCCCAUGCCCGAUAUCUUUUUCUGGUAGUUGAAAUCUCUGUUGUUGAUUCAUCAUCAUUUGUCCAUUAGUAGUUUUACAAAUUUGUCCAUGUUUUGCUAGCAGUGCAGAAAAGCGCCCCCCCCCCCCCCCCCCCCCCCCCCUCCCCAUUAUAACUCUAGGCCCCCACUUAGGGGUCCUGCCCCCCAGUUUGGGGACCACUGAUCUAUGCUAACUUAAGCUAUGCUGAGCUAAUAGUGGCUAAGCCAAAGUAAGCUACACUAAGAUAAGCUGUGCUAAGCUAAGCUAAAGCUAGCUGGCUGAGGGCUGUACAGCAGCUUCAUAUUUACCACACAGACAACAAAUUGUCUUGAGUCGUGAACUUAAAGUGUUAAUCUUCAACAUUUAUAUGUUGGGUUGCCACACUGAGUAUUGUUUUAACUACACACAGGAUAAGACAAUGGUGUCUACUAAACAUCUUACUUUCCGCAAGAAAGCAAAUAUUUUUCAAACUAUGUCAAUUUCUUAGAAAUUAAAAAAAAAAAGAAAAAAAAAAGAGGACAAACCUCUGAACGUAAUUUGGAAAACAGGCACUGGUGAGGCAAUAUUGCAUCAGGGUUAAACGUAAUACUAUGUCCAUCUAUCCAACAGCUUUAGGGAGUUUUUACAUUUAGUGUGCAUGUUAAACAUCAGUGGUGUCAGUGCCACACGUUUGAGCACCAAGGGCUUUUUUUCUUGAAACUUGAUUGAACAGCCACUUUAAAACUCUCACAUGUAAAUAAAUCCAUCAGACCGAGGCAGACGUAGCCAUUGUGUGCUUAGGUUGCAUUUUUAGUAGGACCACUGCCUAGAAUUGCUUAAUUGCCCUGUUGAAUACAAAAUUAAUCAGUAUUUAGUACAGGCAACUUAAGAUUGUUUUUUCUUAUAUCAGAAAUGCCAAAUAUUUUAUUUCCACUUCACAGUUGUAAUUAUUUGCUACUUUGUUCCUUUUAAAAUUACGUGUAUAAGCCGAAUAUCUGCGUUUCAGUUUAGUGAUUAGACUAAAUAAUCCAUGGUAGUUUCUGUUGUUAUAAAAAAAAUAAUGGCCAGUUUUCAUAAAUUUCAGCCCGAAAUUACUUGGCUCAAUUCUUUUUGGUAACUAUUGAAAUGAAAGCCUUUUAUUACAGUCAUUAUAUACAAUAUUGGUAUUAUAGAUUGGUAUUAUAUAUUAUUAUAAUAUUGGUAUUAUAAUUCAUUGCUUUUAUAUGUUAAAGUACAGGGGCAGAUAUAAGUAUGCCUUAUUCACUGCUGGUCUAUUGACAUACUUCACAAAGCAAAUAGGUGCAUAUCUCUGUGAGGAAGAAAAAAGAAUAAAAAAUUGAGAAAUAAGGCAGUGGGAUUAAACAAAAUGCUCAAAGUUGUGACGAAACAGAAAAUUAAGAAAAAAAGACUAGAAAAAAGUGAUAAAAAAGAUUAGACUAUCAUAAUAAAAUGUAGCAUGCUCUUGUAAUUUAAUUGUAUGUUCUGUUUGUUUUUUUUUAUUCUUUUUUGGUUUAUUGUAUUUUCUUUGAUAAUGAUGACAAAUUAAGCCCCCUAGUGGUGACAAAAAAACACUGUAGCAGUCACUAAAAAUGAGUUUAAAUAGAAUCGGCACAUAUGAAUUAUAGUUAGUGUUACUUUUUUCAGAUGCUACAAAAACAUUAAAAACACACUCAAAGUGGUUGUAGGGUGAUCUAAGUUGAUUUUCUUUUAAAUGUUCUAACUUUGGCCAUGACUGUACCUACACAUAGGAAUAAUAGUCACUUGGACUUUCUACAUGCCUAACUAAAUUCUAUCCAAAUAUUAUUGACAUGCAAGGCAGUGCCGUCACCACUCAAUUGCACAACUUUACACACUCACCAGCUCUUCGCUCUACCAGUCAGGCCUUUCCAGUCAGACUGGACUUGCUACCAGAAUUGGAAAAUGCUUGAACCACCCCACCCCCACCCCCAAACCCGUGUCCAGCCUUUAAGCUAUGAACCUGUUGUGAAUAUGUGUGUGUGUGUUUUUUGGCUAGACUGUUAUAUUCAUUCUUCCCCUUUUACAAACAGUAUGAGGAACACUGCUUGUUGGUUGGGUUUAGUAAAGUGAGGCUGUGGAUGUAGAGCAGACUGGAGACCAGGCUGGAGGUUUCUCCCAACAUUCCCAGUCCUCUGCUGAGCUUCUUAAAUGUCUUUCAGAGUGGGAGCCAUGUCACUCUUGGUCAUUGGGGAAGGAUCGCCAUCCUUUCCACCACCCUUCCUUUUUAAUCACUGUACUCCAAUGCAAUCCUUUACACAAGUUCAGUUAUUUGAAUAAACCAGAAAAAAGUAUCAUCUGUUUUCUAAGUAUGUGAAGCUAUGGAGAAGUAGAUCUAACACUGUACCUAGGUCACAGAUCACUAUGUAUGGGGUGUUAUGCUUUUGCUCAUAAUACCAUGUAAAAUUAAUGAUUUAUUUUGUCCUUUUCUCAUUAUUUGAUUGUAUGUUUACGUUUUGGUGUGUGUUUUUUUUUUUUUGGUUUACCAUAAAAAACCUUUUAUAUAAAAAUAUAUAAAUAUAUCUAUAAAAAGAAUAUACCACAGUAUUAAAUUAAAUCAUUUUUAAUUUUAAAAAAAUCAAACUGGACUUUUGGCAUGUGUCAAAUUUCUGAACAUCAUUUGUGUGAAUAAGCUGACAGGCUGUAAGAGUCUUCAACUCUGCUAGCAUCCAAUUUUAAUGCCAUUUUGUUUUAGAAAAACAAACAAAUGCAUGUUUUGAAUAUCCCCUCUCAUCAUUUCUGGUUUAUUUUACUUUUUGCCUCAAGAAAACACUCCAGUACAUGUUUGGUACUUCCACACCUAACACCAGUGAGUUUUCAUCAAGUUCACACACACCCACUCACAUGGACGCUCUAAAUCUUAACCCGUGGGGAUAUUCGUAGUAGCUUUUGUAUACUUUCAUCACAAGUAGUGCAGUUAUAUGCUGUAGCUCAAGAGGAUUGUGCAUUUCUUUGUCCAUAUACUCUUUAUUUUAAGAUGCAUAAUUUUUUUAAUUCUGUCUUUCUUAAAUAAGUCUUGCAGGUGCCUCUUUCUAAAUAGUAACAAGUCCUUAGUUGCCAUCCGUCCAUUUAUUGCGUUCAUUUGGCUGUGACUGUGAAAUGUAAUCUUACUGGAACUAAUUCCCAACUUCAGGUCAACAUCACAUACAUGUCUUGUUGGGUUUGGUGACUUGCAGUGUUGGAGCAAACCAAACUAACAGGUGGUUGUUUUAUUGUUGGGUUGAAGUCAUCAUAAACUGAAGUCAAACAUUUCAGAGAAAGAAAAAGAGCAAAUGAACUGCAAUCAUUUUUUAACAUAAGCCCAUUGUGCUUUGCUUCAUUCUGUCUCUGUGGCUCCUGGAUCUACAUUGUAUCCUGUUCAGGUAUUUUUGUACAAAUAAGGGACUGAUAUAUUCUCUGUUUAUUGGAAAUUAGAAUAAAGACAACAUUGCUAUAAACCAAA